CACAGGUCCCAACACCACCAAUUGGCCAUUGAUCCCAAUCCCUCAGCUGAUGCAACUCAACAGUGGGAUGAUCUCAGUGGAGUGAUCAACCAGUAGGGGGGAGAGACACUGGAAUAAGACCUUCUGUUGAGAGAACCUUGGGAUCUCCUCCUUUAAAAUUGCUCUUCUGUGCCUUGAUCCUCCGUUGUUAAAUCGCUUUGGUGUUGUGUUAAGACUAGAGGAACGCCGAGGGUCGUUCUUAAAUGCCACACCACUGCCAGAGGUGAAGGUGCUGCUGAAACCAUUGAUUUGAACCAAAGGAGAGAAAGAGGGGAGCAUGGACACCAUGGAGAGCCCGGUUCUAGAGUCAAAGGCAGAGAGGAUCGCUCGCUACAAAGCAGAGAGGAGGAGGGAGCUGGCAGAGCGCUAUGGCAGCCUGGAGGAGCUCCCGUCCAAAUACGUGAGGAGGGACAGGAGAGAGGCCUCCGACACCCUACCUGUGACCCAUCAAGAGAUGCCGAAUGAGCCCGAGGGUGUCCCGUCUGUAAUAAACAGUGUUCCUGCCAGGGACGCCAACGGCAGGACAUGUGUGCGGCAGGAGAUGGGCACUGCAGACGUCCCCCUGGAGGGAGGAGGCGGUGGGGAGCUCCAGUGGGACACCACGCCAGCUCCUGGGCCUGAACCCCUAGCUCCGAAAAUCUCCAAUGGCACAGAGGUGGAUUCCCACACGAGCAGGCAGUGGUCCCAGGGUACUCCCAAUCUGGGGACCGGGGGCCGAUCCCUGCACCCCUCAGCCCCGGAUGCACCGCAGCUGUGCACCUGGGUGUCAGUGGGCCAGCUGAGGAGCGCUCUGCUUCAGCAGACCUGCAGUGGGACACAGCCUGAGAAAGCUAGCGGUGACGGCGGGUUUGUGGCCUUGUCCCUCGACUUGGCGGUACGGCCAGGGUCUGAGGGACGGCGGAGGACCCGGCGCUACCUCCCUCUGGGGGCGGCCGGGGGCCGCAAGACCAGCGAGCGCUUCCGGACACAGCCGAUCACGGCCAGCGAGGUGCAGGAGAGCAGCUGCUCUGUUGACACCGAAGAAGGAGACAAGCCAAAAGUUGAUGUGAAAACAGACGACAGAGCCAAGCUGAGUGUCGCUGCCAAGAUGUCUCUGUUUAAAGAGUUGGAGAAGUCGGCUGUCCAUGAAGUGUCUUCCUUCCUGAAGCCUCGCACUGGGAGUGGCAUAUACGAACGACGGAGCCGUCACGCCAAUGAUCACCGAGCGCUCACGCAGCCAAUCACCUGUAAGGAAAUGGUGGUGGCCGUCAGCCAGCCUAAUUCUGCGGCGCCAGGCGAGGCCCAGGCUGAGCUGGCGGGGCAGGAAGGAGAUGGGCCGGAAGGGGAGGAUGAGAGCUCCAAGCUGACCCUGAGCGAGAAGAUGGCCCUCUUCAACAAGCUGGCCCAGCCGGAGAAGAAGCCGGAGCUGGCGCCGGAGGCCUCAGAUAAGCGCAGGCAGAAGGGGCCGCGGUACCGCACUCAGCCCAUCACCAUGGACGAGGUCAAACUGCUCCAGAGAGGGCCCAUCCAGCUGCCCCCUCUGCACCUGUCCGCCCAGCUCUCUGACAGACAGCAGUCCCAGUCCGUCAACCUGAAGCCCAGCGAGAUGCGCCAGUCUCAGCUCCAGCUCCAGCCCCAGCCCCAGCCAGAGCCCCCAGCUACUGACGCCUGGGAGUCCAGCGUGGUUCCCAGCGUGAAGCCAGAGCAUUUCCGCCCCCCUCUGCCCAUCCUGCAGCGGCCAAAGUCUGAGCCGCCAGAGAUCAAGAGCAUCCUGAAGAAGAACCGGAUUGAAUCUGCCAGGAUGGACCGGCGCAGUCGGCACAGGGAGACGGGGACACCAGCUCACGAAAUCCCUGAGGGGAAGCAGCUCGAUGUUGCUGGUAGCGUCAGCCAGCAGAAGGUAGCGGAGAAGAGGGAGCACGAUCACAGAGAGGAAGGGGGCGUGCUGACGGAGGCAGGCAGUCACAAUGACCAGGGGAGCACUGAGGGUUUGUCAAGAAAUGGCAGCCCUGCCCCAACUGUCCCAUGGAGACGGAGGGCAAGGUCCAGCACCCCCCAUUCCAAGGGGGAACCCAGCAUCAAGCCCUGCAGACCCUCCCCUGAAGAAUGCCUGUCGCUGGAGAAGACCCCCUCCCUGUCUGAGAAAGCUGAGGAGUUGGACAGCAGCCAAAACUCCUCCCUGAACGACAGCAGAUUGGAAGACCAGCACAGUGGUGAAAAUGAACAGACGUCUGGGCUGAUGAAGAGCACGCCCAGUGAGCCGGUCCAAGUGUCCCUGGCUGAUUGCUGCAGUCAGCUGCAGGAUGCUGAGAACUCCUGGAGGAAGAAGGUUGAGAGUGAGAUUUGCCAUGAUGCCACUGUCCACACUAUGUGCUGGGAGCCCGUCUUCUCCUCUCUCUUUGUACCUGCUAGCACCACCUCCCAAUAUGUAGUCUGUUACAAUCAGACCACUCUCUCCUACGAGGCCCAAGAGGUCUGCUCUUCUGUCGAGGGCAACUCUCAGCCCCAGUGGAGGCAAAAGUCCGCAGGGGAGGUGGAGACGAAGGUGUCGCUGGCGGAGCGCAUGCGCAACCUGCAGGAGAACGAAGAGCAGUGGAAGGUCAAGGGUCAGGGCGUCUCCAACGACUCCGCGCAGUUCACUGUCGCCGGACGCUUGGCCAUGAGGGGCUUGGUGUCUCCUGUAUCAGACAGGGAAAACUCUCCAACAGUCAACAGCAGGGAGUCUACCACAGGACCUCCUGGCAAGCCACAAGAAGGGAUCUCCAUGCACCCUGAUAUGGAGGUUGAGGAGGACAGCAGGCUGGACAAGCUGGAGUCCUUCCUGGACAAGCUGCACAGCACAGCAUCUGGGCAACGGGAGACUUCCAUUGAAGUGACAACGGAGAUGGUGAAGGAGGUGAUGACUCUGGAUGAUGGGGACACGUUUGGUGGCUUCUACAGGGCUGUGUCCUCUGUUCACAGCUCCGCUGACACUGGGCAGGACUUCAGUGCCAUCAUCCAAUCCACUACGCCAAAGCUGACGUCUGCGGUGGCGGAGCACAAGCGGGCAGUGCGUCCGGCCCGGAAGACGCAGGGCUCCCGGAACCCGCUGCGGGCGCUGGCUGCGCGGGAGGACAUCCGGCAGGAGUACACAGAGCAGCACCUCAGUGUGGCCUCAGUGGAGACAACCAGUAUACAAGUAGAGAAGAUGGCCGAGCAUUCCAGCAUGGCAGAAGAGGCCCUGGCAGGACUAGCCAGUACAGAGAACUUCCUUGACAUGAACCUGCGUGACAUCAGCUCCACCGAGUUGGUGACCAACAACAGCUUCCUGCCCUACAGCAACCUGAUGCUCAUCCACAUCAAAGGACGGCAACACAUCCAGGUGCGCCUGGUGGAGCCCAUGGCCCGAUCGCUAAAUAGCGGGGACUGCUUCCUGCUCAUCACACCCGUGCACUGCUUCCUGUGGAUUGGGGAGUUUGCCAACGUCAUCGAGAAAGCCAAGGCCUCGGAGGUCGCGUCCUUUGUCCAGGGGCAGCGGGACUUGGGCUGCAGGGCACCACAGGUGACUGUCCUAGAGGAGGGCGUCAACACAGACUGCACCCUGGCCAAGGAGUUCUGGGACCUGCUGGGGGGCAAGGUGGAAUACAGAGGACCUGGGGGGCCAGAGGAGGACGAGGUAUAUGAGAGUGGAGUGGUGGAAUCUAACUGUGUGUACCGUCUGGUGGAGGACAGGCUGGUCCCCCAUGAUGAGGCCUGGGCCACCAUCCCCAGCAUUGCCCUGCUCAACUCCAAAGAGGUGCUGGUGUUUGACUUUGGCAGCGAGGUCUACGUAUGGCAUGGAAAGGACGUUCCCUUGGGGGACAGGAAGGUGGCGCUGCAGCUGGGCAGACAGGUGUGGGGCGGGCCCUACGACUACGGCAACUGUAGGGUGAACCCUCUCAACCCCUCAGCCUGCAGCACAGAGAUUCAACAGCAGGGCGUGGGGCGGCCCAGCUGGGCGCUGUUCGGCCGUCUGUCGGAGCACAACGAAACCGCUCUCUUCAGGGAGAAGUUCUUGGACUGGGCUGAGAGGAGCAGCAGCAAGGAGGAAGGUGCUGUAGAGGAGCUGAUGAGUCCUGUGCAUCCCGCACCUCCCGAGUGCGAGCUGCGGCCCUGUGAUGCCAAGGCCCUGCUGGCAGGCGGGGGAGGGGCGGUGAGCAUGAUCCUGGAGGGCGUGGACGUACAGAGGGGGCACGGUCCAGUGUGCUUGGAAGAAGGGCAGCAGGCGGAGCUGAGCACCGUAGCCGUGGACAUCUGGCACAUCCAGGAGUUCGGUGACUGCGAGCUCCCGCGCGAGAGUUUCGGCCAGCUGCACGAGGGGGACACCUAUGUUGUCCGCUGGAAGUACUCCGUCACCAGCGUGGAGGGGCAGAGGCAGAGCCCUGCGGAGCUGGCCAGCGGGGGUCAGGGGCGCGAGCGCUGUGCCUGCUUCUUCUGGCAGGGCCGGCACUCCACUGUCAGUGGGAAGGGCACAUCGGCGCUCAUGACAAUGGAGCUGGGCAACCACAGGGCAGCGCAGGUGCUGGUGGCACAGGGGAGCGAGCCGCCCUGCUUCCUGCAGCUCUUCCAGGGAGGCCUGGUCAUCCACAAAGGCAGACGUGAUGAGAGUGCCGCCAGCACAGGGGGCUGGCGCCUGUUCUGCGUGCAGGGCGAGGCGGCGGCCGAGGGCUCGCUGCUGGAGGUGGAGUGCUGCUGCAGCAGCCUGCGCUCCCGCAGCUCCCUCGUUCUGCUCAACGCCCACCAGGGGGCUCUCUUCCUGUGGUACGGCUGCAAGUCCCUCAUCGGCACCCGCGAGGUGGGCAAGAGGGCCGUGGAGUGCCUCAUGCAGACGUGUCCUCCUGAGCUGGGAUUGAACAGUAACAGCAGUCUGAGGGUGCAAGAGGUGGAGGAGGGGGCAGAGCCGGUAGAGUUCUGGAAUGCUCUAGGGCAGCAGGACAGGAAGGCCUAUGACUGUAUGCUGCAAGACCCGGGCAAGUACAACUUCACCCCACGGCUGUUCCAUCUGAGCGCUUGCUCGGGGGUGUUUGAGGGGGAGGAGCAGCUGGGCCCCGCCCGGGUGACCGGCAGUGUCACGGCCAUGCCCUUUCCGCAGGAGGUCCUGUACUCUGUGCCACAGCCAGCGCUGUUUCUGCUGGAUAACCGGAUGGAGAUGUACCUGUGGCAGGGCAAGCAGCCCGACGAUGCAGAGCCCACUGCCUCAGCGAGGAUCCGCUGGGACAGUGAGAGGAAGUGUGCCAUGGAGACAGUGCUUCAGUACUGCAAAGAGAAGAACUCAAGACGCCCCCCACAGGCCUACCUGAUCGAUGCAGGCACAGAGCCACUCACAUUCACCAACAUCUUCCCCCGCUGGGAGAGGGACUCCAAAAAGCUGCAGGGCGAGGCUGUGAGGAGCAAGGUGACGCUGGUGCAGGAUGCCCUGGCCAAGCUCAGCAGGACCCAGUACUCAGUGGACGAGCUGCUGUCCAAGCCGCUGCCCGAGGGGGUUGACGCUCUGCGACUGGAGAUAUACCUCUCUGACCCAGACUUCCAGCGGAUUUUGGAGAUGAGCAGGGAUGAAUUCAACUCCCUUCCGAACUGGAAACAAGUCAACCUGAAAAAAAGCAAAGGACUCUUUUGAAAAAGAGAAACAAUAUUAUCUUACCUUAUUUCUGUAAACAAAAGAAAUUACAAGAAUUUCUGCACUUUUUUGUAUGUUGAAUUUUUAAGAGGAGCGUAUUUUCUUGUAAAGCAACAGCGUUUAAAUGUACAUUCUGUAUUUGCUGUUUUAAACCUUUUUUCUCUGUGUGUCAUUUAAGUACAGUCAAAUUGAACUUAUCCCACUCAGUGAUUUGUUUCUGCCCGAUGGAAAGGCAGCCUUUACCUACCAUUUUCCAAAUACUCUAUUCGCCUUUAUACAUUUUCAAGACAAAGCCUGAUUUAUUAGUGUUUUAUAAACGUACUGUCCCCCC
This is a messenger RNA of Megalops cyprinoides (Indo-Pacific tarpon), 5984 nucleotides long. Its product is annotated as supervillin-like. Gene Ontology annotation, cellular component: cytoplasm; actin cytoskeleton. Gene Ontology annotation, biological process: actin filament severing; barbed-end actin filament capping; cytoskeleton organization. The record is from RefSeq and is a predicted model, not a curated record. The transcript is spliced from 34 exons. NCBI's taxonomy places the organism in Eukaryota, Metazoa, Chordata, Actinopteri, Elopiformes, Megalopidae. The coding region runs from base 317 to 5653 and encodes 1778 amino acids. Gene Ontology annotation, molecular function: phosphatidylinositol-4,5-bisphosphate binding; actin filament binding.